AUGGAUGAACCUGUGUCUACUUCCUCCUCUACUUUGGAUCAAAUCACCGUAGCCGUAGUCCAGGUGAGCAGCGAACAAGGCUGCGACUACGCCGAAUACAUCCCAGGUUUCGUCUCUAACGCCACAAGCCGGGGUCUCGUCAAAUUCUACCUCGGUCUCAGCAAGCUCCACGGCUACAUCGCUGUGGCGGUUUGCCUCUUUGGCGUCUUGUCCAACUCCGCCAACAUCAUAGUCCUGACGCGGAGGAAUAUGUCUUCCAGCACCAACACGCUCUUGUUGUGGCUAGCGGUGGCGGAUCUUCUCACCAUGGUAGAGUAUCUUCCCUUUGCGUUACAUUUUUACGUCAUGGAACCGUCAGACCCUACACAUCAUCCAUUCAGUUCUAGACAGUUCCAUUGGAUAUGUUUCCUGUUGUUCCACGCAAGUUUCAGCAUAGUGUGUCACACUGUUGCUAUAUGGUUGACCAUCGCUUUGGCCAUCUUUAGGUACAUUUAUAUUUGCAAGCCGACAAGCGGGGUUCAUUACUGUAGUCAGCAUAGGGCUAGGGUUGUUGUUUUUAUGGUUGUCAUGAUCACCAUCGUCAUUUGUUUACCUAACUUCGCUGUCAACACGUAUGACAUUCAGUUUCCGAUGUCCAAUCUAUUAACGAAUAACGAAGACGUUUACUAUUACCCCACACUGCGCAUGUCCACAACCUUUGACCUUUACCUGAUCCAGGUCAACAACUGGGUCCAGGCCAUACUCAUGAAACUGAUCCCCUGUUUCAUGCUGACGACAUUGACCUUGCUGCUCGUCGUUGCCGUGCACAAAGCCUACCGCAAGCGUCUGAAGCUGAAAUCUCAAGGCCGGAAAGCCGAGUCGGACAAACACGGCGAGCACAACCGUAUCACGGGGAUGCUGUUGGCCAUUGUCGUCCUCUUCACCUUGACCGAGCUGCCCCAGGGCAUCCUGACCCUGAUGAACAUCUUCGUCACCUGCUUCACACAGGUAGUCUACUACAAGCUGGGCGACCUGCUGGACCUCAUGGCGUUGACCAACAACUCCGUCAACUUUGUCCUAUACUGUUCUAUGAGCACCCAGUUCAGGGCGACCUUCGCGGAUAUCUUUUGCCCGGGUCAAACCGCCCAGCCAAAAUGGCUCAAACUGAGGAUUAUUCACUCCCGUUAUGGCGACUCCAACUCUGUUGACGGGUCGGACACAUCACGAACCCGCCGGACGAGUAAAUCCGGCUUUAUAUCAAGGUGCACCGAAUUCACUGAGACAGAUGGGAUCAGCAAGGUCGUCUUUGACAAGGACGACGCUUGA
Physella acuta is the source of this 1305-nucleotide messenger RNA. Its product is annotated as sex peptide receptor-like. Lineage: Eukaryota; Metazoa; Mollusca; Gastropoda; Physidae. The record is from RefSeq and is a predicted model, not a curated record. Gene Ontology annotation, molecular function: G protein-coupled peptide receptor activity. Gene Ontology annotation, cellular component: plasma membrane. Gene Ontology annotation, biological process: G protein-coupled receptor signaling pathway.